CAAUACUGUUGGUAAAAUGAUAACCAGUGAUAACGAUGGCGGUUACCACUUUGCGUGUAGAAGAAUUAAUAAGUUAUUUUAAAUCACAUAAUAAAAUCCGAGAACAACAGAGUCAUUCAGCGAAAGUGCAUAGUGUAGGAUGGAGUUGUGACGGUAAAUACUUGGCUUCAGGUUCCUUCGACAAGUCCGUUUGCAUAUUUUCGCUAUGCCCAGAUCGUUUGAAGCAAGAAACGACUUUUAGGGGACACGGCGGUAGCGUAGACCAGUUGUGCUGGCACGCUUUCUGUCCAGAAUUACUAUCCACAGCAAGCGGUGACAAGACGGUUCGUAUCUGGGACACGAGAACGCAGAAAUGCACAGCGAACAUCAGUACCCGUGGGGAGAACAUCAACAUAUCGUGGUCGCCAGACGGUAACACGAUCGCCGUCGGGAACAAGGAGGACCUAGUCACGUUCAUCGACGCCCGGGUGAUGAAAAUACGCGCGGAGGAACAGUUCAACUUCGAGGUAAACGAGAUCUCAUGGAACAAGGACUCGGAUACGUUCUACCUGACGAACGGCCAGGGUUGCGUGCACAUACUUAGUUAUCCAGAGCUGGAGUUGUUGCACGUGAUCAAAGCACAUCCUGGCACGUGCAUCUGCAUCGAGUUCGAUCCAACCGGUCAGUACUUCGCUACUGGAUCCGCAGACGCGCUGGUCUCGCUGUGGGAUGCCGAUGAGCUAUGCUGCCUAAGAACGUUCUCGCGGCUGGAGUGGCCGGUCAGGACAAUCUCCUUCUCGUACGAUGGACAGCUGCUGGCGGCGGCUUCCGAGGAUCUGGUUAUCGACAUCGGCGAGGUGCAGACUGGCGAGAAAAUCGCCGACGUCCCAGUAGAGGCAGCGACCUUCACUGUUGCGUGGCACCCCAAACAGUAUCUUCUAGCUUACGCGUGUGACGACAAGGACUCUUAUGACCGAAAACGCGAUGCCGGUAGCUUGAAAGUAUUUGGUUUCGCAAACGACUGAAAAAAUCGUCUUUUUCGUUUUGAAUUCGUGUUGCACUCUCACGCAAUAUUGUCUUAUUUUAUAAACAAAUAAAAAUAAUAUUUUAUAAAUAAACUUAAGUGAUGUACGAUAUAAAAAUUAAACUCUAGAGAUUGUGAGCGAUUACAAGUGCAAAAAUGAAAAAUAGAUAUUUAUAUAAACGCGGAUAUAUUUGACAUACAUAAUGAUGAUUGAUGAAUUUGAAGAGAUGUGAGAAAUAAAAUUGGAAACACUUUGAUUUAUGAGACAACAUAAAAAUUUUGAAAGCAGUACAAGGGAAAAAGUUAAAAUAGAUGGAAUAAAAAUUUAUUUGAAGAGGA
This is a messenger RNA of Monomorium pharaonis (pharaoh ant), 1342 nucleotides long. It is a transcript of the gene tex, whose product is annotated as THO complex subunit 3. NCBI's taxonomy places the organism in Eukaryota, Metazoa, Arthropoda, Insecta, Hymenoptera, Formicidae. Gene Ontology annotation, biological process: mRNA export from nucleus. Gene Ontology annotation, cellular component: THO complex part of transcription export complex. Bases 36 to 1004 code for a protein of 322 amino acids. Gene Ontology annotation, molecular function: protein binding. The record is from RefSeq and is a predicted model, not a curated record. The transcript has 2 exons.